AUGGUUAAUGAUAAAGGCCAAAAUAUUCUUCAUGUUGCAGUGCAGAAUGAGAACAAAAAGGCAGUCAAAUUCAUCUUAGAAAAUUCCCAGCUUAGUAGCUUUGUAAAUCAUAAAGAUAUUGAUGGGAACACCCCUCUCCACCUUGCUGCUACUGCGUUGUGUGCAAACCAACUCAUAUACGAUGAAAAAUCAGAUAGGAUGGCCUUUAACAAGGGAAAUCAAACUCCGCUUGAUGUAAGAACACAGCAUGAAAACGUAACACUAGUAACCCAGGCUCUCAAAAGGUCAGAAUCAAAAAAAUUUGGUCCUUCACUAGGUUGCCGAAAUAUAAUUAGUGACGAUAAUGAGAAUUUAAUGAAGAAAAUGAAAGCUAAUGAUAAGCGUAAAAGGUUUACACCCAAAGACAUCAAGAAAACUGAGGACACCCAUAUGAUACUGGCUGCACUUAUAGCAACUGUGACUUUUGCAGCUGGUUUCACCAUGCCUGGUGGCUACAAUGGAAACCAGGGCCCAACUCAAGGCAUGGCAAUUCUAACAAGAGAAACAGCUUUCCAAGCUUUUGCGGUGACAAAUACCAUUGCCAUGAUAUUAUCCACUUCUGCUAUUAUGAUUAUUGGUUCACUUACGAAAGGGAUUAGAUUUAGUGGGUUGUCUUACAAUUUCUUUCUUAUAGUCAAAGUGAUCAUUGCUAUUCAAGUCCAAAAAUUAGACCCACUUUUCAAGUCUAAUGAUGUGGCAACCAAUUCGAAUAUCUAA
Camellia sinensis is the source of this 756-nucleotide messenger RNA. Lineage: Eukaryota; Viridiplantae; Streptophyta; Magnoliopsida; Ericales; Theaceae. The record is from RefSeq and is a predicted model, not a curated record.